AUGAUGCAGGUGAUCGGGCUGGUGUUCCUGGUGGCGGGAUGUAUCGUGAGGUUCGGGUCAGACAUACUGGACCCCUACCUCCAGGAUCUAUACACGGCCCUCCAGCGUUUCAUGGAACAGGCGGGGGACUCAGUGGAUCUCUCCAACUUCAACCUCGGCGACUACCUUAAAGACGCCACCCUCGCCCUGAUCCUCCUCGGCGUCUUCUUCUUCAUCAUCGGCAUCUUCGGCUGCAUCGGCGGCUGCUGCAAAGUCCGCUGUAUGUUGAUAGUGUACGCAGUCCUGAUCAGCCUCAUCGUCCUAGCAGAGGUUCUGUUUGUCAUACUCCUCUUCACCAUCAGAGACACGGUGGACGACAACAUCAAAGGGCCAAUGAAGACAUCAAUCACAGAUAGCUACGGAGGCUUCAACAGCACUGACCUGGUGUCCCUCGGCUGGAACUUCGCUAUGGUCAAUUUUAAAUGCUGCGGAGUAGACAACUACACAGAAUUCCAGAGUGCAACGAAGUGGAAUGAUAAAUAUACACCAAAGCAAACUAACGCCACCAUUAAACUAGAAGUCCCCAUCGCCUGCUGCAAACUGAAUGGAACUUUCCCCAACAUACAGCUGCCGUCAGACUUCACGUGUGCCACAGAACCGACAUCGGCACUCUCCAAUAUAGACAAGGUAGUGUAA
Molecule: messenger RNA, 675 nt
Organism: Haliotis rubra (blacklip abalone)
Lineage: Eukaryota; Metazoa; Mollusca; Gastropoda; Lepetellida; Haliotidae
Product: tetraspanin-18-like
Exons: 5
Coding region: 1-675 (224 amino acids)
Cellular component (GO): membrane
Source: RefSeq, a predicted model, not a curated record